GUACUGUGUAGAAAAGAGUAUCAAGCCCUCAUGUAUCCACCAGCAGUACUUGUACUUCGAAGCUGGCUCGCCUCGAGCGUCUACUUAAAGGUUUAUUUACAUCGCUGAACGUGUAAAUUACGGUAGAUCAUCCGCCAUACCUUCCUCCUCCUUCACUAGCUCUCUUCAGUUCUUUCCCAACACAUCUUACUAGAGGUGGUAUACUCUAAAGAUACGGCGAGCUGAGGCUCAUGUUGACUAUUGUACGGUUUCUUUGGGCCAGUUUCGCUAUCUGGACUGCAUACGCGUUGCAUCCAUCUGAAGCAGGAGUAGUAGACUGGCACAAAGCUCUCCUCGGAGUCCCCCUUACUAGGCCUGAUUUCCAUCGAACGACGGGUGCACAUGGGGCUACGAGGAGUGUUGUACUGACUGCAACUAGCAACAAUGUCAUAGGAGCGGUACAUCCAGAGAAUGGAACUGUAGCGUGGCGGUAUCUUUUCGAGGAUAGGGACCCCGUGGUAGGGUACAAGGCCUACAACGAUCGACUCGCCACGCUUUCUGGACCUGGCGGCGCAACAUUUCGCAUCCUCGAUGUUAACUCUGGCCAUCUUCUACAUGAAUUGCACUUACACUCGGCGGACUCUGGCCGGCUAUUCGAGCCAGUGAACUUGGGUGUAGCAAUUGCUUUCGACGACUCAGACAAGAGUAAGGAUACAUUCGUCUUGACGAAUGGCCACACACUUCGACGUAUCAACGGAAAGUCUGGAGACAUCGUAUGGGGAUGGACUUCGCCUGAUCAGACUUCUCUGGUUGUCUAUUCAAAGGUUGUCACGACGUCCGACGCAAUCUAUUUGAUCGGCCUCGCGAAAUCGUUCGCUUCUUACACAGUUCACGUCUCCGCAAUUUCGCCAGACAAUGGGGAGCUUCUUUCCGACGCCGACGUACCAUCGAGCAUCAUAAAUGGCCCACAAGGGCUCAUUGUCGUAAGCCAUGAAGGCACCCGCGGCAAAUCUGUCCGGCUGGCUUGGCUGGAGCAAGCUCGGAUUCAUUCCGUCGCCCUUACACCUCAAUUGAAAGACAAGCCAACUAUUAAGAAGGGUUCCGCGUAUCUCCAAGUCCAUGACAUUGGUCUUCAAGAGAAGGGGCUCUUUGUAGCUACCAAAGAAGAUGGAAGUGGGCGGGUUAUCCGUUUUUCAGAGGAUGGUGCGUUGAAAGUGUUCUGGGAAUUUGCGGAUUCGGUCAAGUCGCCAAAAUACACCGAGUCGACAUAUGCCGGUGGGUUAGACAAGGAUGGGUGGCCGUACAUCGCUCGUGUUUACUGGUCCCAUGUCUUCCGGCAAGCUUCUGCACAUGUUCUAGCCCCUCACCUAGCAGAGGGCAAGGGACUCGUGACAGGGUUCACCUUCCCAUUCGAAACCCAGAAACAUGGCAUAAUCGCAAAUGUCGCUGUCGACGCCGCUAAUCCUGAGGAGUUCCGAGUUCUUUCACGAUUAGUACUGACUACAACGACCGGGGCUGUCCAGCUUUGGCAACAAGACCAGCAUCAAUGGACGCGCGAAGAGAGCUUGGCAGAUAUCAGAGUAGCCGAGAUGGUUGAGCUACCAGAACCCCAGCUUGUAGCUUCACAAGUUGGGAUAGAGGAAACAGAAUCCUUCGGUGCUCGAUUACGCCGGCAGCUAGCGGACGCUCAAGACUUCCCACAAUACGCCAUAAACUUCGCAAAGCGAUUCGCAACGGGCUCUUAUGCAUCGGCAUCUUCUUCCAUUGCCCCAGCAUCAAAUGACACAUCUCCGCUUUCCCGCGAUACCUUUGGCUUCAGAAAAAUCAUCGUAGCCGCGACAAGUCAUGGCAAGGUUUUCGGUAUCGACUCAGCCAAUGGUGAGAUCAUCUGGAGUCGAGUCUUCGGGCUAGGUUGGGCGGCCGAAGUUGGCGGACGUAUUUUCCCUCUGAAGAUCUUUACGACUCGUACCGUAAGCGACGGCGAUACACCUCAAGUGGUUAUUGUGGGCCAAAGGAAGGCUGACAAUAGCCUCGUGGACACGGUCGCGUUCCAUAUUGACGCUCUGACGGGCGAAGACGUGAGCGGGACGUCGAUUGGUCAAGACAUUUUGCAAGGUCAAGACGUGAUCGCUGGCGCCCUUGUCGAAGCAUAUCUCUUCCAAGACGGACCUACCAAAUAUGUCGUCUUGUUGGACGAGUACCUGCAGGUACACCUUUUCCCUGACACGCCAGAGAAUGCAGAUUCUUUCCACAAGGUUGCCCCUUCCAUUCAUCUACCCCUUCGAACAGGUACUGCAGGCUCACACCGACUCGGCGGACACAAAGUCUCGCCGGAAAAGGAGUUCACGGGUCGACACAUCGCUUAUCCUAUCUGGACAGCUAGUUUGCCUCCUAAUGAAGACGUCCGCUCAAUUGUCACGCGUCCACAUGAACCAGUUGCAUCUCUUGGGAAAGUCCUGGGGAAUCGAACUACGCUCUACAAGUACCUCAACCCAGGCGUUGUUGUUGUUUUGACUUCCACGUCGACGCCUAGUGGUCCUGCAACCAGUUGCGGUGUCUACGUUAUUGACGGCACGAAGGGGACGAUUUUGUAUCAUGCAAAUUUACCCGCGGCCGGUGGUGUCUGCGAUGUAAAGGCCGCUUUCACAGAGAAUUGGCUGGUGUAUCAUUAUUACGAUGAUGGCUCAGCUAAUGCGGACCAGGCGAAGAGUUAUCGAAUGGUCUCUUUGGAGUUCUAUGAAGGAUCAGGCGUCGAUGACAAGACGAGCAGCUCGGACUUGUCUGCUUACUCUAACGACACGACAAGGAUAUCUGUAUAUGAACAGAGCUAUGUAUUCCCUCGAGGCAUCUCUACGAUCACCACGACAUCCACAAAGUUUGGAAUCACCGUCAAGGAUAUCCUAGUCGCCGGUAACAAUCAUCAAGUGCAGUCAUUCCCUCGUCGCUUCCUCGAUCCUCGCAGACCGAACCGGAAACCAACCGCAGAAGAACAGGAGGAAUGGCUGAUUCAAUACGACCCUCUACUUCCAGAUGAUCCCAAACGAGUGCUGUCGCACAGAUACCAGGUCGCUCGCAUUCGCAAGAUCAUCACUUCACCUGCUCUCCUGGAGUCGACCUCGCUGGUGUUCGGUUACGGCGUCGAUCUCUUUUUCACGCGGGUCGCACCAUCCAAAACGUUCGAUGUGCUGAACGAGAACUUUAACAAGGCUCAGCUCGUCUUGACAGUAGCUGGUCUGGCUUUAGCGAUCGUCAUAACGAAGCCCAUGGUUCGAAGAAAGCGACUCAGGGAGCGGUGGUAUGCUUCAUGAGGAGCCGUUUAGAGGAUGUUGUAUUUUAUUUCAUCUAUAACUUGAGUUUCAAACGAUGAUACCAUCAUUACACUGAGC
Molecule: messenger RNA, 3365 nt
Organism: Somion occarium
Lineage: Eukaryota; Fungi; Basidiomycota; Agaricomycetes; Polyporales; Cerrenaceae
Source: the annotation of a GenBank genome assembly